AUGAAAUCUAGAUUUCUUCCAACAGGUGAUAAAGUAAUUGUUCCAGAUAUUAGAAACACAGCAGAAUAUGGUAAAUUAUUUGAGGAAGAAAUAUUUUAAUCUAAAAUUAGAGCUUAAAGAGAAUAUGAGAUGAAACUUUAAGAAUUUUUAGAUUAAGUAAAAGUUGUAGAUGAUUUCAUCUUUAAUAUUUUAGAUAUAAUCUCAUCAUCUCUUUAGAAUUCUAAAACUCCAGAUCCUUCUUUACUUAGUGAAUUAAAGAAAUUGAGAUUAUCUCUUAAAUUUGAUGAUCAUUAUAAAGAGAGUAUAGAACCACUUAAUGAAGCUUUAUUAUGGAUUAAAGCUUCUCAGCAUCUCUUUUCAGUUAUUAAUCAAAUUAAUCUUUUAAGAAAUAUCAUUUGUGCUCCAUUAUCUUAAGAUUAUAUUAGAAGAAUGAAAAACUUUUCAGAAGAUUUCGAAUUAUUACUUAAAGAACAUAAAUCUAUUGAAGUAAAAUCUCCAUUUAGUUUUAAACAAUAAAAAUAACCAUAUUUAGAAUCUGCUUAACAAUUUGAUGAACUUUUAUUAAGAACUCUAAAAGCUAUGAAACAUAUUUAAUAAUAUUCUACUUACAGUAUGUAAAUAGCUGCUUAUUAUACUGAAUUUUAAUAUCAUAUUAAUGGUUCUAUUAAAGUAAAUUAAGAAUACAUGGAACUUAUUCAUAGUUUAGUUUUAUUUUAUUAAAAUGAAUCAUCAUAAUUUACACCAUUAUAGAAAGCAUUGGAAGGAAUUCCAAAUAAUGGAAUAUUUUAUGAAUAAUUGGAGAAUGUAAAAAAUCUUUUACAUAAUUAUAAAAAACAAUUAAAUUUAGAAGAUUUUAAGGAAUUAGAUUAAAUAUUCUAAAAAUAUCUGAAAUAAUAAUAACCAAUUUUUUCACUUGAAUAAUUAAGAAUUGAUUUAUUUUUUAUAUUAAAUGAUGAAGAAGACUUUACAACAGUAAUGAAAAGUUUUAAAAGAGUUUGUUCUUAAUCAAUAUUAGAUUUAGAUUCUUAUGAUGAUUUAUUAAAAGAAUUGAUUAAUUUCACAUCUAUAAAAAGAGACAAUAAAAUUGCAUAAUUAGAAGAUAAUUUUAUUAUAGUUUCAUUUGUUUAAAAUGAUAAGAAGGAUUGGUAAUAAUUAUUAAAAUUAUGCAUUACUAAAUUAGGUGUUUUUUUAAAAGAUGCAGAAAAAAAUUAAGUUGAAAAUCCUUAACAUUAUUUAAAUGAUUUUAAACAUUCAGCUAGUUAAUUAAGACCUUAAAAAAAUACAUAUAGUAAUUCCAAUUUAUUGUAACUUUAUGAUAAAAUUAUUGAAUUAUUUGAAAUUAAUUUAAACAAGUGA
This is a messenger RNA of Paramecium pentaurelia, 1356 nucleotides long. The record is from the annotation of a GenBank genome assembly. NCBI's taxonomy places the organism in Eukaryota, Ciliophora, Oligohymenophorea, Peniculida, Parameciidae.